Juglans microcarpa x Juglans regia is the source of this 3116-nucleotide messenger RNA. RefSeq names its product receptor-like protein 33. Lineage: Eukaryota; Viridiplantae; Streptophyta; Magnoliopsida; Fagales; Juglandaceae. Bases 120 to 3116 code for a protein of 998 amino acids. Gene Ontology annotation, molecular function: protein binding. Gene Ontology annotation, biological process: hormone-mediated signaling pathway. The record is from RefSeq and is a predicted model, not a curated record. The transcript is spliced from 4 exons. Gene Ontology annotation, cellular component: plasma membrane.
GAAAAGCUUGUAGCCAUAGACAUAAAUAUACAUGGUGGGUCUCAAUUUUUCUUUUCAAACCACCAUUAUAAGGCUUCACGCUUAACUUAUUACAAACAUCUUUCUCACUCCCGCUCCAUAUGUGCUUCUUCAUUACCUCUCUAAACCAAAUCAUGAAAGUAAAGAGAAAAACAAAAAUGCAACUCCUCCUUUCACUUCUGAUUAUGUGCCUCCUCCACGUCCAUCCAACCCUCUCCAGCGGAUAUCUCCUCUCGGAAUACAGAGCCCUCCUCUCCAUCAAGUCCUCCAUCACUGAUGACCCACAAUCAGCUCUUUCUACGUGGAACACCUCCACUAGCCACUGCACCUGGUCGGGUAUCACAUGCCACCCUUCCCGUCGUCGCGUGACCAUCCUUGACCUCUCAGACCUUCGUCUCUCUGGUACUCUCUCCCCAGACCUGGCUCAUCUCCGUUUCCUCUCCAACCUCUGCGUCGCCUCCAAUCAACUCUCCGGGGCCAUCCCCGCCGAGCUCUCUUCCCUCUCUGCCCUCCGCGUCCUCAAUCUCUCCGACAAUCGCUUCAACGGCAGCUUCCCCUCCCAACUCUCCCUCCUCAAGAACCUUCAGGUUCUGGAUCUCUACGACAACGACUUGACUGGUGACUUACCCUUGGCCGUCACUCAAAUGCCCAACUUACGCCAUUUGCAUCUCAGCCGUAACUUCUUCUCGGGUGGGAUCCCGUCCCAGUACGGGCAAUGGGAGUUCCUGGAAUACUUGGCAGUAUCCGGUAACAAGCUCCAAGGUCCUAUACCGCAGGAGAUAGGAAACUUGACCAACCUCAGGGAGCUCUACAUUGGACAGUACCCUAAUAUGUACGAAGGUGGCAUACCCCCAGAGAUCGGGAACCUAUCGGAACUAGUUCGUUUCGAAGCCAACAGCUGUAACUUAUCCGGCGAGAUACCACCGGAGAUCGGGAACUUGGUGAGCUUGAAAUCCUUGGACUUGUCGUCUAAUGUUUUUACAGGCGAGAUUCCUGAGUCUAUUGGCGACAUGCCGGAACUGGAGGAGUUGAGGUUGUGGGAUAACAACUUUACCGGGAUCAUUCCUCAGAGGCUGGGAAAGAAUGGGAAGCUUCAGCGUCUUUAUCUUUCAUUUAAUAAACUGAAUGGUACUCUGCCUCCUGAUCUGUGUUUUGGGAAUCAACUUCAAAUUCUGCAUACUAAGGAAAAUUUAUUGUUCGGUCCAAUCCCGGACUCACUGGGGAGGUGCGAGUCACUGCAUAGUAUACAGAUGGGGCACAACAUUCUCAACGGUUCAAUGCCAAGAGACCUUUUCGGUUUGCCCAAUCUCACUUACGUGGACCUGCAGAAUAACAGUCUGACCGGGAAGUUUCCCAUUUCCUCGAGAAAAGAUUCUCAAUUGAGGGCACUAGAUAUUUCUGACAACAAGAUUCAUGGGGAGCUACCUAGUUGGAUCUGGAGACUUCCCGAUCUUCAGUUUUUGAAUCUUUCUCAUAAUUGUCUAGAGAGUCUAGAUGUGAAUUUAAACUCUUCCCAAACUUCCUUCGCCAACUUGGAUAUAAAGGAUUCUCAAUUGAGGGCACUAGAUAUAUCUGACAACAAGAUUCAUGGGGAGCUACCAAGUUGGAUCUGGAGACUUCCCGAUCUUCAGUUUUUGAAUCUUUCUCAUAAUUGUCUAGAGACUCUAGAUGUGAAUUUAAACUCUUCCCAAACUUCCGUAUCAAGAUUGAGGAUCAUAGACCUUCACUCCAACCAGCUCCAAGGGCAACUUUCAACUCUCCCACUUAAUUUUCAAAACUUCAUUCCACGUGAGGACUUUGAUCGAAAGAUUUUUUUCUUCUCUGUUUCAAGGAAUAAAUUCAACGGGACUAUUCCUAUGUCACUGUGCAAUGCUAUCGAUCUUGGUGCUCUAGACUUGUCCCAUAAUCACUUUACUGGCACGAUUCCCCAAUGCUUAAUUGAAAUGAGUACAACACUAAGCGUGAUGGAUUUAGGUGGAAACAAUCUUACUGGCGUAAUUCCUGAUUCCUUUUCAGACUUCUGUAGUUUAAAAGCUUUGGUUCUGAAUGGAAAUCAACUAGAAGGAGAGCUACCAAAAUCCCUGGCCAAGUGCAAUAGAGAGUUGGAGGUUUUGGACGUCGGGAACAACCGCAUUCAGGAUACCUUCCCAUGUUAUUUGAAGAACAGAGACACAUUGCGAGUCCUUAUUUUGCGAUCUAACCAAUUUUAUGGGUCUAUUAGUUGUCUAGACGCUAAUACCACUUGGUCCAACCUUCAAAUUUUAGACCUGUCCUCAAACCAUUUUGUUGGUAAGUUUCCAAUACGUUACUUUUCUAGCUGGAAGGCAAUGAUAGGAACUGAAAAUAAGGCUGGACAUCAGCAAUAUAUAAUGCCAGUUCACUCCUAUCAAAUUAAGGUAAAAGUUACAUUAAAAGGUCAAGAAUUGGAGUUGGUGAAGAUCCUAAAUAUCUUCACCUCACUUGACCUGUCGUGCAACAGUUUUGACGGACAUAUACCUGCAGAAAUAGGAGAAUUCAAAGCCCUAUAUGCCCUCAACUUAUCUCACAAUGCUUUUACAGGUCAAAUCCCACAAGCUUUAGGAAAGUUGACUGGUCUUGAGUCACUAGACUUGUCGAGCAACAAUCUUAUUGGAGAGAUUCCUCUCCAACUUGCAGAUGGUCUUAUUUUCCUGUCAACCCUUAACCUUUCGUUUAAUCAAUUGGUGGGAAAGAUUCCACAGAUCAAGCAAUUUCCUACAUUUCCAGAAAGUUCAUUCGAAGGAAAUAUAGGAUUGUGUGACUUUCCUCUAAAAGAAAAAUGCAUACAUGAAGAAUUGGAACCGUCACCUCCUCCAUCUGAAGAAUCUCAUUCGUAUUCUGGGAAUUCAAUUGAUUGGGACUUCUUAAGUGCUGAAUUAGGAUUUGUUUUCGGCUUCGGGACUUUUAUUGGACCUCUUAUAUUUUGGAAGAGGUGGAGGAAACGCUACUAUAAACAUGUCGAUGACAUUGUUUUUAAGAUGUUCCCUCGGGCAUACAUAAGAUCAAUAGAAAAUCAUCGAAGGCGAGCACACAGGAAUCAAGGACGGCAAGCACGAAGGAAUCAAGGUGGGAGGGAUUAG